This is a messenger RNA of Gigantopelta aegis, 8904 nucleotides long. RefSeq lists its product as uncharacterized. The transcript is spliced from 8 exons. Lineage: Eukaryota; Metazoa; Mollusca; Gastropoda; Neomphalida; Peltospiridae. The coding region runs from base 138 to 3878 and encodes 1246 amino acids. Gene Ontology annotation, molecular function: RNA polymerase II cis-regulatory region sequence-specific DNA binding; DNA-binding transcription factor activity, RNA polymerase II-specific. Gene Ontology annotation, biological process: regulation of transcription by RNA polymerase II. The record is from RefSeq and is a predicted model, not a curated record.
GGAUUUCACCGCCAUCUUUUAAAGGAGGGCACUCAAAGUAGUAUACGGGGCAGGAUUUUGCAUAAACGAAGAUCGUGUUCCAGGGGAGAAGGGAAUUACAUACGUUCAUAAAUGUUUCAUAAAAGAAUGAGAGAAAGAUGAAGGCAAACAAGGAAAUUACGAGCUUUAAGUUGCUCGAGGAGGAUGUGUGUGAGGAGCAACCGACCGCCCACAUGAAGAAGGUUGUCGGGCUGGUGCUCGACAAGCCGGACCUCAAGGACCAGGAUGUUACCAACAGUUUUCGAAAUCUUAUGGAAUAUCGUGAAGCUCCUCCAAGUCCAUCAGCAUCAAGUGCAACCACACUGGAACCGGACGGUCUCGGUUCGCCAACCACGCCAUCGUCUCCGAUCCCACAGGCUGUUGAUGACGAGAGACUUCCGAACGAACUCCUGGAUGAGAUCUGCGAGGACAUUGGCAUGAAAGAGGGCAUGGAGCUGGACUUCGUCGAGUUUCUCAUGGAGCAAGACAAUUUGACCGACGCCUAUAUGACAGCACCACCUCCUCCUCCUCCCGCCCUCAACAGCAGUCUGUCGUCGCAGUCAUCAACGAUUGCCGUAAAAUCAACAUCAUUGGCCAAGUGCAACAACAACAACAACAAAAACGACGCCACCGAUUCGUUGCCAAGCUGGGCGAGGCCCGUUUCCAUGGCAUCGGGGGGGAUGAUGGCACAGGGAGGUUCGAGCACGGUCGUAUCCAGCAGAUCAACAAGUCCUGUUGCCAAGCGAUUUCAUCUCUCUACCUCAGGAGAAACGAGUCCGACAAUGACGACGACCUCGAAGUCAUCGCUACUGCUGCUGCCACCAUCACCACAGAUCGCCUCCAUGCAGGUCUUCAAGAUGCCACAGACUCCUCCCACCCCGAAACGGCCAGCGUCCGCGACGAUACAGAGUCAGGUCCUGCCCACAGGUCCGGGGGAGGUGCAGAUUCAGUCGUCGUCAACCCUGUCCAUCAAUCCACAGUGUAAAUCUGAGCCUCAGGGUAAAGUUGGCAUUCCAUCGAUUGCCGGUAAACAGCAGUGCCACUCUCCGAAACUGAACUCACUGUCCUACGCUCUCCAGGGGGCAUCAUCCAAAGCACAAGGCGGUAUGAACAACAUGCCACAUUUCGUCCCAUACACUGGUACGGCAGCCCACAAUCAGCAGCAGGGAACACUACACUAUGGACAGAAUCAGCAAAUUCCCAUGGCUUCGGCGGAGCAUAUGAACAGCAGAAAUAUGCAGAGAAUGUCCAACCUGGCAAACUGUCAGAGAAUGGGCAAGAUGGUGCCUCCUGUUGUGAAUGUUCAGAAUAUGCCUCAUCAGAGGAUGAUGAAUGCGAAACUUGCCCAGCAUUGCGUCACUGAUCGCAUGGGCAUGCCGAUGAACUCCCCCUAUGCUCAGCCACUCGAUUCACCCUUGGAUCAGGGCUACUAUUCCAAACGAACUUACAGUGACUAUGAAAAAUCGGGGAUCAAAGCGGAGGAUGUGGCAUCGAUGAUUCCGUCCAUUCACGAUUCGAACUCGGUCGGCAUCGCCCGGGGUCCAGUAACCGUUGGCAAUGUCGAGCUGGCGCCCAUGUCGAACAUUCAGAAAUCGGUCCACUUUGCUGACAUGCCCAACUCCGAGCCGGAAUGCCUCAGUGAAGUUUCGACCGACUUCAACUCGGGCUUCAACAGCUCCAGUUCCGAGUGUAGCUUCGACAUUGACCAGGAGUUCCGCGAACACUCGCAGAAGUCAAAGAUGAUGCCCCGUCUGACGCCGAGCAUGAAGUCCGAGGUGGCUCCAUACACUGUCCCCGGAAACAGUCCGUAUGACUAUCUCGGCCGCAGCAGCUGCAGCAUCAAUCCGAAUCGCACCGGCGGUGGCACCAUUGGUGGCACCGUCAGUGGCAGUGGCAGCAUUAAUCAGAACCGCGCCAUCGGUGGAACUGUCGGUGGCAGUGGCAGCAGUCCCUCGGUGAAUGUACAGCCGUUCGAUUUCACUGGGAAAAAGGAGUCAUAUGUUGCGAAGGGACAAGCUUAUUACAUGGACUCAAAUCAAAAUAUGCUGAGCAUGGAUUCGGGAGAGUAUUCGCAGAUGAAUUUCGGUCAUCCAUCGGUUUACAAUACAUCAAUGCAGCAACAGCAGCACAUGAAUGUUUACAGGGAGAUGAAUGUCACUGACUCAAUGAAAGCAUCAACAAUGACGCAAAUGCAACAACAAAACAUGCAGGCCAUGCAGCAACAGCAACAGCAACAGCAACAGCAACAGCAACAGCAACAACAACAACAACAACAACAGCCACAGCAAAGCUUGUACCGAUCUUCCCCAGUCCUACAGUCGUCCAGUUCUUUCAACAGUUAUUCUAUCGCGGCCAUGAAUCAAAAUGGAAGCAGCCUGUUGAAAGCCAAACAGAUAGCCCAGGCAUACGGUCCUCAGCAGGGUCAAGUGCAAUCAGGUCAAGGUUACUGUGCUCCACCAAAUGAAUGUCAAGGACAGUCGGCAGUUCCUCCGGAGUAUUCAGGGCAGUCGUUGAGUUCGCGUAGCACGCCUUCGCGCUUGAGUGGACAGUCGUCCAAUGUGCAGACGGGUUACACGAACCUCGGUGUCCACGGAUAUGAACAUGGAAACUUUAGUGCUGGGAACAAAACUCCUGUUGGUAACAUGUACCAAAUGCAGCAGCAGCAGCAUCAACAGCCGCAGCCACAGACACCAGGAAUGAUGUCACCUGCUGCUACUGCGGCUACUGCUGGACCCUCAUGGACCGCCAGCAACCAACAGACACCACACAAUGUUCAGGACAUGUCCCACUUAAAACAGCCACCAGUCAACUCUUUGCAUCAGCAACAGCAGCAGCCGCCAAUGAUGGCGGCAGUGUCCCAUGGUCCUGCGCUAGGGGCCACUCCACAACAGGGCACGUCAUUAUGUGGUCAGAGCGGGGGCAACCCAAUGGUCCCCUGCUCGCAACCGAACUGUCAGAACUGUAAAAACAGCUCGCCCAACAGGCCCCCUAUUCUGGCAUCUCAGCAGACAUUUAUUCAGCAUCUGAUCACCGAUAGAUCGAACGCCUUUCGGUCCCACCCAUUGUUCCCUCUCCUGCGGGAUCUCAUCAUAGCUGACAUGAACUUCAGUUCUCCCUCUUUCCCGUACCAGCUGAUCAGUAACUUGCCGGCCGAGUUUGACAAGCUGCUACAGAACUUCCUGCAACGAAAUCCGCCGUCGGGGACCUACCAGGGUAACUACGCUGUCGAGAGUGUCAUCAUGGAUGCACUUCGAUACGCCCACAGCUGUUUGAUUGAGAAAAUUAGAGUACGCCAGGAACAGGACAAACACACAAAGACAUCAUCAAAGUCCCUAAGUGCCAUAGAAGAAUUUUGUCAAAACUUUGACAGAGCCGUCCGAAACAGCAUGCCCGAACAAUCGGUAAGCCAGGGUAACCCAAUGAUGAUGGGAUCUGGCCAGAUGGCAGGAGAUGCUAUGACAGCUGCCAUUGGAUCCAUGGCAAUGGCAACACCAUCUAUGAGUCAAGGCAGCUUCAUGCCGUCGAUGGGGAAAGGAAUAGGAUUGCCGUCGUUGGCUGGGCCUCCCUUUCAGAGCAUCAAGGACGCGCACGACGCAAUGAGUGACGCAGGGAGCAUGAUGAGCGGUGCUAAUGGACAGGGGGGUAGCAAGUCGGAGUCCAAGAAACACCCGAGUCUUCCAAAAGAGGCUGUUGCAAUUAUGCUGGACUGGUUGCGGAAUCACAAGGAUAAUCCCUACCCUAACGACGACGAGAAGGCAAUGCUCAUUAAACAGACUGGACUGACGAUAAACCAGAUAAACUAUUGGUUUACAAACGCUCGCAGACGCAUCCUGCCAAAGUGGGCGCAGUGCAAGUCCUAGACUUGCUGUUACGGUCAUGUUGGUUGGCUGAAAAAUGGGCAGAGGAGAAGAGAGCACCAAUCAACAAUCUUGUACCACAGAAAUGAAUAAUUGAUUUAGCCCAUUUAGGUUACAAGAGGUUUCAUUGGCUGUUUGACAUAAUGCAGAGGGAAGCAGCCAAUGAUUUCAUGGCAAGUUAAAUUGGAAAGGGAGAUAAUAUAUUUUUAGGAACUCCUGUUCAGAACAGAAAUUGAAAUACUUCUGAAUCUUUGUGAAGUGUUAAGUUUGUGUAUGAAAUUAUUCUGACAGUUGAGAAAUGAAGAGUUAGGGUCAUUAUUUGUUUUUGACAAGAUUAGUGUUAUAAAGCUAAACGUGUAUUAAUUAUUGUCCAAUAAUUGGUUAUUUUGUCCACUCAAUUUGUUAAACAAUUAAACAGUAUUUAAUGAUAGUUACAUAAUUUUUCACCCUACAUUUCGCCAUGGAUUUUCUUCUCUCUUUUUUUUUUAAGUGUGUUUUAUAUGGAAAUCAACCAGCCCUUACACAUUGAUUCUGACUGGAUAAAAUAUAAAACACUAGGAAGAGAGAGAAAAAAAAGACUGCUAAUUGUUUUUCAUGUGUUGAUCCUUGUGUUUAACAAGCGCUGGUAGCCAAAAUUGUGCCAAGUAUAUAUAUUUUUUUUUCUUUCUGCAGUUUAGAAGAAAAGUCAGUUUUAAAAAAUAACAGAAAUAACCAAUUAUUUUAUGAUCAGUAUCUUUUUUUUUUAAAUGUACUUAACAAAAGAAUUUAUUAUUAUUAUUAUUAUUAUUAUUAUUAUUUAAUAUUCUUUCCAGAUUUGUUUUAUGUUACUGCUGAAUGCAAAUACGACUAUUACUAUUACGUGCACUGCUGUGAGGAACAAAACUAUUUUUUAAAAUAACAGACAAAAGAAAAGAAAAAUAUUUUUUUAAUAGCCCUUCCAGAUCUACCUUAUUCUGCUGCUGUUUAUGAAACUGGCUGUUUUGUUGUUGUUAUGUCAACAGUGUGAUAUGAAAAUGGAUUACACAUGCUUGUAUAUUUUUUGACAUGGCUAUUUUAGCUACGGUGGCAAAAGCUGAUCUUGUAUGAAGAUCAUUAUUGUUUAUUUUCUGUGGUGAUUGUUUAAUUUGUGAUUGGGGUGUUGAAAAACACUGGCGCCCAUUUUGUCAAUGCGAUGCCCACCAUACUUCCUUAUAAAGUGCUUUUUUAAAAAAUGUUUUUUUAAAAUGUAAUGUUUUAUAUGUCUAUUUGUUAAUUUUGCGUAUGUAAAAAUUAGCAGAUCUGUUUUAUAACACUAGAUAAAUGAGCAGUAGGUACUUAUGCAAGAGAGACAACUCCCCUUUUCAAGGGAGACAAGUUGCUGUGUAUCUGUUUUGUUUUAAUACACAAACGUAUGCAAGAGAGACAACUCCCCUUUUCAAGGGAGACAAGUUGCUGUGUAUCUGUUUUGUUUUAAUACACAAACAUAUGCAAGAGAGACAACUCCCCUUUUCAAGGGAGACAAGUUGCUGUGUAUCUGUUUUAUUUUAAUACACAAAAUGCCUGUUUUUUAUCAAAAUAUUUAUUUUCAAUAGACACCUGCAAAUAUAGAAAUGUGUCUUUUUAAAAACACAAACAUUUUGUUCUGACUUUUAAAAGAUGUUUGUAAGGAUAUGUUUUAUUAUAUUUGAAAAAACAACAAAAACUGAUCUUUUACAAAGUUGUCAGUUUGGUAUUGUGAGUGUGUGUAUUGUGAGUGUGUGUAUUGGGAGUGUGUGUGUUGUAAGAUUGUGUGUUGUGAGUUUGUGCAUUGUGAGUGUAUUGUAAGUGUGUGUAUUGUGAGUGUGCAGUGUGAGUUUGUGUAUUGUGUCUGUGAAGCCCCGUUCGUUAAAGGUAUAGUUACAUGUGUGUGUGUACAGAAAUGGCAUUUAAAAAAACAAAACUUGACAAUAUAUCCAUUGAUCUUGGUAACAUAGGAGUAUUAACAACAAUACAUACAGAGAUGUACACAAAAAUUCAAAAUUAUCUACAAAUCAUGAGUGGGAAUUCUCAGAUCAGCUGUUUUCCUCUCAUGGAACAUUGCGUUUCCUCACAUUUUAAUCUUCCUUUCCUCCAAAAUGUGUCGGAUGGCACAGAUUUUAACCUAGGAUUUCAAGAAUUUCCGGGACCCCUCUAAAUUUCCUCUUUUUUUACAGUUCACCAAUUCCCACCCCUGACAAAUAUAGCAAACAGUAUUAUAUUCCUGUCAAAAAUGUUUUGUUUUUCUCAACAGAGACGAUGGUUCUCUACAUUUUUUCUCUCUUUUUUUUUACAAAUUUUUAGUGCCACCCAAAACCUGUCAUCUUCCCUUUUUUUUUCUUUUUUCUUUUUUUUCAAUUCUAUUAACAUUUUUACUACCGGGUAAUUGAUAUUUUCAAAAUUCUGCUCAUUUUCAACUCUACCUCCACCCCCUUCUGUCCCGGAACCCAGUCACUGGCAAAGUCGGAGAUUGUGCCCGGGAGAGACGUGCCUGAACCUCGAUUGGAUAUAGGCACGUUAAUAUGUUAUCCGAUCCAAUCCCAAGACUUUUAAUGUACUUAAUCAUGAUUCAUAUAAAAAAAAAAAAAAUGCUACAUUAAAAUUGUGUGGCUAAUUACAUGUACAUUUAGCAAAACACGUCGCCAUAAAAUCAGAUUUCGUUCUUAUAUAUUAAGGCAACAACAAAUUAGGAAUUAACUAAACAAACGGACUAUAUUUCUAACUUUAGAAGUGUUUUGAUGCUUAAUGUUUCUUCGUCUUUUUUCUUAAUUUUUCUCUCACAAAUCAUCAAAAUACUUUUAAAAACCCCAUUUAACAUAAAAAAUGUAAUUGCAUUUACUAGUAAAUGGAUUAAAGUUCACCCCAAAGCACAUUGUGCCUUUUUAAAAAAUUUAUUAUAUAUAUAUAUUUUUUAAUUUGGAAAGAGUAGUCGAGACACAUGUGAAGGAAUUUUUAGGAAGGGUGGGUUGUAAGUCUAGAGUGUUGCAAGCAAAGUUUACAAGUGGUCGAAUAUUACUCUCCCAGAAAAUAUAUUGAAUAAAAAAGAAAUUUGCUUUGGCAAAACCCUCCCCCAGCACACACACAUGGUAGUCCUUUAUUAUUUUGUAUUACUUCAUUUAGUCACAAAUUGUAUCCCGAGUUGAAACACACGUGUCAACACCCAUAAAUGUAGUGCCAAAUAAAUAACUAUUUACCACAAAAAAUAUUUGAAGUCAUUUUAAUUUAUAUAUUUUUUUACUGUCUCUAUAUAUUGUGCAAAACAAACGGACACACACACACAUGCACAAAACACGCACACACAAAACACGCACACACACAUACCUCCUUCCAUAUUUUAAACAAUUUAAUUAUUCGUCUGGGUUUUUUUUAAAUUGAUGUCUGAAGCUUUUGUUUGUUGUGUGGAAUUGUUUUGUGUACAGUGUAAAUAGAUAUAUAAAAUAUAUAAUAAAUAUACACGAAAAUAUGUCACAUGCCUGUCUGUUAGUACUUGUUUCCUAAGUGAGUGAUGUAUUUUACUGUAUGUCCCAGUGUUGCGUGUCUACGUGUGUAUAUUAAAUGUAUUGCAUAUGUACAUAUUGGUGUUUAUAAAGAUUUUUCUCCGAAUAUAGCCACACUAGAACAACUAUAUUAAAUUAUUUAUGUUGAAACAGGUUUUAUACUCGUGACAUUUUUAUAUAUUUUUUCGCCAAAUUUCUCGGUGACAUUAUAAACGAAAUGUUUACUUAAAGGUGCAUCAUCUGUAUUCAGGUAGUUGAGUUUGGAUAAUGUUUACACAGUUUGGAAACAGAAAUAUAUUAUAUUAUAUAUAUAUAUAUAUAAUAUAUAUAUAUAUAUAUUACGUAUGUGUGUAUGUAUGUGUGUGAGUGUUUAUUAUAAGUAUGCAUAGUUCUCAUAAAACAUUAAAUCAUGAUAUAUCAGUCAUUUGGUAUUGUGGAUAUAUUUAAAUAAUGUUUGUAUUGCAUUCUAAUAAGGUUAAAGUGACAGACCCUAGUUUAUAAAUACCAUGGCCUUUUUCACGAUUAGAGCCUUUUUUCACGAUUAGAGCUUUUUUUUGGGGGGAUAAUUGAAAUCAGUCAUUAUUUACAUGUUAUGGUUUCGAAUAUCUAUCUCUGUACAACCAAAGUGUUUACAGUCAUUCUGGGACCUAAUUCACUAAACUCACGCAACUUCGCGAUAUCGCAGUGCAAUGCAGAAAAGACUUGCAAAGAGGAUGCUUUGUUGUCUAGGAGGACACCCAUUAGUCGAUGAAUGUUCCGUGCUGAGGUGUUGUUAAACAGUCAUUCAUUCAUUCAUUCAUUCAUUCAUUCAUUCAUUCAUUGUUGCCUAGCAGAGCCUAAGAGACCUUUGUGAAUUAGGCCCCUGGUGUUUGUAAUGCCACGAAAUGCUCCUUCUGGGUUUUUUUUCAUAAUUCUAAAAACGUCCGUGUGUCUGAGAAGUAAUGGAUGUUGAGACGAGCUCUACUCUGUUUUUAAGAGAGAAUUUUCCUGUUUCAACGUCACAGACUCUUUUGUUUCACUCUUAUUUUCUGUUUCAACGUCACAGACUCUUUGUUUCACUCUAUUUUCCUGUUUCAACGUCACAGACUCUUUGUUUCACUCUAUUUUCCUGUUUCAACAUCACAUACUCUUUUGUUUCACUCUAUUUUCCUGUUUCAACAUCACAGACUCUUGUUUCACUCUAUUUUCCUGUUUCAACGUCAGACUCUUUGUUUCACUCUAUUUUCCUGUUUCAACGUCAGACUCUUUUGUUUCACUCUAUUUUCCUGUUUCAAUGUCAGACUCUUUGUUUCACUCUAUUUUCCUGUUUCAAUGUCACAGACUCUUUGUUUCACUCUAUUUUCCUGUUUCAACGUCACAGACUCUUUGUUUCACUCUAUUUUCCUGUUUCAACGUUACAGACUCUUUUGUUUCACUCUAUUUUCCUGUUUCAACGUCACAGACUCUUUUGUUUCACUCUAUUUUCCUGUUUCAACGUCACAGACUCAUUGUUUCACUCUAUUUUCCUGUUUCAACGUCAGACUCUUUGUUUCACUCUA